Messenger RNA from Selaginella moellendorffii, 1468 nucleotides. Its product is annotated as glyceraldehyde-3-phosphate dehydrogenase A, chloroplastic. Gene Ontology annotation, cellular component: apoplast; chloroplast. The coding region runs from base 64 to 1272 and encodes 402 amino acids. The record is from RefSeq and is a predicted model, not a curated record. Lineage: Eukaryota; Viridiplantae; Streptophyta; Lycopodiopsida; Selaginellales; Selaginellaceae. Gene Ontology annotation, molecular function: NADP binding; glyceraldehyde-3-phosphate dehydrogenase (NAD+) (phosphorylating) activity; NAD binding. The transcript is spliced from 5 exons. Gene Ontology annotation, biological process: glucose metabolic process.
UCUAGGCUUAUUUGCUGGCCUCUUUGUUGUGUGGAGAGGAAGAAGUGGCGGAUUGAGGCGGCCAUGGCGGCAGCGUCCAUCACGCCGGCGUGUGUCCGAUGCAAUGCCGCUGCUAGCAAGGGCUUCUCGGAUUUCUCCGGCCUCAAGAGCAAGAACGCCGUCACAUUCGGGAGAGGCGCCGAGGAUUUGGCGUCCAGAGUUGCCGCCCAGACUUGCAAGGUUUCGAGCUCUGGUGGAGCCAAGCGCGCUGUUGCCGAGGCCAAGAUCAAAGUUGCGAUCAAUGGAUUUGGAAGAAUUGGCCGGAACUUCAUCCGCUGCUGGCACGGCAGGAAGGACUCGCCAUUGGACGUGAUUGUCAUCAACGACACUGGCGGUGUCAAGCAAGCAUCCCAUCUCCUCAAAUACGAUUCCAUGCUUGGAACCUUCGACGCCGACGUGAAAGUAUCUGGAGACAGCGCCAUCUCGGUUGAUGGCAAAGUCAUCAAGGUGGUCUCCAACCGAGAUCCUCUCAAGUUGCCAUGGGGAGAGCUUGGAGUGGAUCUCGUGAUCGAAGGCACCGGCGUCUUCGUGGAUCAAGAAGGCGCUGGCAAGCACUUAAAAGCCGGUGCCAAGAAGGUGCUCAUCACAGCCCCUGGAAAGGGUGCCAUUCCAACGUACGUCGUCGGAGUGAACGCCGAGCAAUACAGUCCCACGGAGCCGAUCAUCAGCAAUGCCUCCUGCACGACGAACUGCCUGGCUCCCUUCGUCAAAGUCCUGGAUGAGAAGUUCGGGAUCAUCAAGGGAACCAUGACAACAACACACUCGUAUACCGGAGACCAGCGCCUGCUCGACGCCAGCCACCGGGACCUCCGCCGAGCUCGCGCCGCGGCGCUCAACAUCGUCCCCACCUCCACGGGGGCCGCCAAGGCGGUGGCGCUCGUCCUCCCCAAGCUCAAAGGCAAGCUCAACGGCAUCGCGCUCCGGGUACCCACGCCAAACGUCUCGGUGGUCGAUCUGGUGGUGCAAGUCGAGAAGAAAACCUUCGCCGAGGAGGUGAACGCCGCGUUCCGCGAGUCCGCGGACAAGGCGCUCAAUGGGAUCCUGGCGGUGUGCGACGAGCCGCUGGUGUCGGUCGACUUUAGGUGCUCGGACGUCUCGUCCACGAUCGAUUCGUCGCUCACCAUGGUGAUGGGCGAUGACAUGGUCAAGGUGGUAGCGUGGUAUGACAACGAGUGGGGCUACUCGCAGAGAGUGGUGGAUCUCGCCAACAUCGUCGCCGAGCAGUGGAAGUGAUGAUCUUCGAUCGAGAAAUCUCAAAUCGAAGGAAGCAUGGAUGGAGAUUGAUAGAGCUGCUGGAGCCGGAUUUUCGUUCGAUUUAGAGCCCACAUUUUGACCGGAGCUCGGAAAGAAGAAGAAAGGAAUUCCAUCUCGCUGUGUAUUUCUAUGGCAUCAAUAAGAACGCAUAAACCCUGAAGCAGGGGUUUUUGUC